AAAGAAAACUUGCGGACCAAUCUUCAGGAAUGGACAACAAAAUAAUGCCAGCUGAUUGAGCCUUGAUUUUGGAAAUGGAAAUGUCAACUUCAUUAGACUUCGACGUUCGUGCAGUCUAUUUGAAUGACGAUACAAAAUAUGCGAUUCUGAAUACAAUUUGGAGUUCAACGCACACCGCUCGAGACUUCUCAAACGAUCCAAGCAUUGGUGACAGCUAUCUUCGAUACUACGGAGAUCAAUGCAGAAACGCAUUGCAUUCGAGAGGAUUCAAUUCUAUCAUCAAAACCCACGCAGACGUCGCAGAUAUAGUGAACCGCCUCAAACAUCCCAUCAUGACGAGGGAGCGUCUUCAGGAGUAUCUGCGUACCAAAGUCCAACAUCCAUCUACAAUUGAUGAUGAUGAGCCCUUAUGCUAUAUAAUCGAUCUGGCCGUGCGACUGUGGCUGAUUGAUGUUGGUAAAAUUCAGCAUGGGUUCGUUCCUGGCCAGAAGCCACUCCUUUGGAAGGCUGGUUCUCUAAAAGAUCUCGUCGAAGACCGUUUCGCUGGCUUAGUAUCAGGUCCAUCACGUGUGGUAACGGUCAAGCUUGACAGGUUAUUCACUGCACGGAAUCUGGAACGCAUUGCAGGUCUGCAGAUCAUUUGGACGGACAACAUUUCGGACCACUUGCGAUUGAUGGUCGAUGACACCAGAAUAGCCAUUUAUCACCAUGCGUCUUUCUUGGAGCACCAUGAAAACAACUGUAUUUUUCCGGCUGGCUUCAUCGAGGAAACCCUGCGAACGAUAUCUUUACUCUUCCCUCAGUACGACAAAGAAUCACGUAAAUGGUUCAAGGCACAACAGCUGAAGUUUAGCUUGGACAAGAAGACAAGCACAUCUGGACACCUCACCACAGAAGAACGUCAGAUCGAAAACUUCGUAUUUUGGUACGACCGGCUUAGUAUUCUCAAAAAAGCCUUCGAUGAAGCUGAGCCGAGUACACUCGCACAGUGGUGGUUUGAUCGACGGCGUCGUGUACAAUGGUACACGUUUUGGUUGGCUGCAAUUGUCCUAACCCUCACUGUUCUCUUUGGCAUGGUUCAGUGUGUAGAGGGGGGUUUUCAAGUCUAUAAGGCGUACUACCCAUCCUGAAAUCGGAGGUUUGGUUGGGAUAGGACUUGCAGAAAACGAUCAUAAAAUAGGAAG
Molecule: messenger RNA, 1184 nt
Organism: Mollisia scopiformis
Lineage: Eukaryota; Fungi; Ascomycota; Leotiomycetes; Helotiales; Mollisiaceae
Exons: 1
Coding region: 75-1130 (351 amino acids)
Source: RefSeq, a predicted model, not a curated record